CGGGCAAUGCUCACAGGGUGAUAGCUAAACCAGCUGCAUGGGGGGAAAGGGAAAGCCAACCACGGGCGCAGCGGAUUCGCGAAGCUGACUGUCGUCGCAAGCGGAGGACCAAUGAUAAUGGGGAGGUCACGACGAAUGGAGGGCGCACGACUCUAGCCUCACGGGUUAGGCAGCGGGUUGGCCUUCGGGUCUGGUUCUGGUCGGUCGAAUGAUGAGGGGAUCCGUUGCGCCUGGAGACGGGGGGUGAGGGGGUUGGAUGGCGGUUGAAGAAGCGCUUGGUGCGGCAAUUCGGGGGUGUUGGUUGGGUGAGGAGGGUGGGAGGGGGAUUGAUUGGAGAUGCGCAGUCGCUUGGAGAGGGGAGGAUUGGGAGGAUUAGGUCGAGGGGGUGCUUGAUGAAGCCAAUCUCGGGGGGGGGGGUGAAGAGAGGAGCUGGAGGGAGUGGGUUGAAGCGAUGGCAGUUGGAGAAAACGCGAUGCAAGUCGAAAUUGCGGGCGGAGAAAGAAGUCCAGGCAGGAAGGCAAGGAAAGCCAGGCAAGUCAGGCAAGUCAGGCAAGUCAGGCAAGGCAAGGCAAGGCGGGCGCGGAGUCACGGCUGUCAUGCUGGAUGCUUCACGAUUCUCAUCUCUGGUGGGAUUGCCAAUCCAUUCGGCUAUUGUGCUUUUGCCCGUCACUUGCCUCAUCUCCAUCUAUCCCAGCUAUCCCCGGGCAUAAAACAUCGUCAUCCGCCAUAUUCCUCCAGCCCGGAGAGCCCUCUGGACCAGCCAUCCGGCCACAGAAACACCACCAGAGGAUCCUCCGAUUCUGCUGUGAAUGGCGAGAUUGUCCUGGUCCGAUCAAGUCUUACUGCUUCUGGUUUUGUCUUCUUUUUCUUAGCCUCGUUCUCUUGUCGCCGUGCUGCCCCGUCUCCGCCGCCGCCUCUCUCACACCACCAUCUCAUCCCAUCUCAUCUCAACUUCCUCCCGCCUUCGUUCGCAUUCGCUCCUCCUCCCUCCUCCUUUCUCCCUCCUCCUUCCUCGCUCUGGCUGUCUUCCGAGGUUGAUCCCUGGUCGACUGUCUCGAAAUUCAAUCCAAUCCAAUCGCCUGUGACCGUCUCCGGCUCAGAAGAUCAGAUCGACUUCUUCCUCGCAUCGUCGCCGUCAGUGUAACCCCCCCCGACCGACUCACGGGGGCUGCCUGCUUCGU
Messenger RNA from Aspergillus heteromorphus CBS 117.55, 1181 nucleotides. RefSeq lists its product as uncharacterized. The coding region runs from base 452 to 1144 and encodes 230 amino acids. Lineage: Eukaryota; Fungi; Ascomycota; Eurotiomycetes; Eurotiales; Aspergillaceae. The record is from RefSeq and is a predicted model, not a curated record. The transcript has a single exon.